Molecule: messenger RNA, 1535 nt
Organism: Tigriopus californicus
Lineage: Eukaryota; Metazoa; Arthropoda; Copepoda; Harpacticoida; Harpacticidae
Exons: 3
Coding region: 263-1510 (415 amino acids)
Biological process (GO): chromatin organization
Cellular component (GO): nucleus
Source: RefSeq, a predicted model, not a curated record
UUUCAUGGCCUUAACCUAUCUUCACAUGUACACAAUUGAAGCAUGGUUCCUAAAACUUGAAAUUCAUGACCACACUCAAACAAAAUCAUCGUGAAUUUUCAUGAUAGAACUAAGUGAUUGUUUUUCUCUGGAGGCUCUCCUACAAAUUGUGGCAAGCCACGAAAGCGACCAACGCCAAGUCACAUCAAAUAAUCCAUAGCAACAACACCAGGUUUUGGAACCAUAGUUCGGGGGAACACGUCCCCAUAUCCUCAUCCCGACCAUGGCCAGAAAAUCCAAUCCACCCCAAGAGUCGGGGGCGAGGUCCAAAGAUCCCGAAUCUCCGGGCAAAGUGGAUAAAGUGGCGGUAGCCGUGCGUCAUCCCGGAGUUUUCAUGGAAACCGAGGAUUUGGAGAAGGAAAUCGGGCAAAAACUGGAAAAGGGAGUCGUACCGGAGGCGAUUGACGUCAAAUCCACGCUCAAAUCCGUUGCUUCCCACCCUGUGGACCCGUCAACCAGCCCGGACCAAGAGAUUGACCAGCCUCAUGCUGGGGAGGAGGUGAAAGUUGAGGAUGGGUCGGAGGAUCUGGCCCAGAAGGUCAAGGCCGAACCCGAGUACCAACCAGCCAAAGCGGAUGAAGACGUGAUUGGCGAAGAGAUUGAAAUCGCGGGAAAGUCCACACCAGCCAAGACAAGGAGCUCAAUCAGCACCAGGAGGAGCAAGAAGUUGGAAGAACAGUCCCGACCCGCUCCUUUGAAACCGGCCAUGUCGGUGGAAUCCCAUCGAGAGACGCCCAUGGAAGAUACGGUUCCCAGUGGAGAGGGAUUGGAGCGGGUCAAAUCAUCAUCACUCUUAGAUGAUGACCAUUCCGAAGUCGACAGCAUUGGGUCGGAGAUUCGCGAUGAUUCCGAAUCCGUGGCCAGUGGCAGUACUCUAACGACUCGCUCCUCCAAUCGACGCAAACGAGAUCCCGCCGCCAAUCUGACCAAGAAAGCCAAACUUCGGGCCGCCCAUAAGAACAAAUCCGCCAGCUUGAGUGGCAAGGGCAAAAGCCGGAGAUUUAUUUUCAAGAAGAGUUCCAUACGCGCUCCCACAUCUGUUGCCCGAGCAUUGACAUCCGAUCGAGUAUUCUACAAGGGUCAAUGUUUCACGACUGGUGACAUCGUGUCCGUGACUGACAUCGAAGGCGGCAUCUACUAUGCUCAAUUGAGAGGAUUUCUCACCGAUCAGUAUUGCGAGAAAAGUGGCGUGAUAUCGUGGCUCUUACCCACCGUUCACAGUCCUCUACCUGAAGAUGGUUUCGAUGCCGGAACAUACGUGAUUGGGCCGGAAGAGGAACUUCCGCGGAAAUUGGAAUGCUUCACAUUUGUCAUGCACGCACCAGAUGAUUACUUCUACUACAAAUACGCCCCCUACCCUACGCGAUCCGUGAAACCGGAUCAAGAGUACCUGAUGACGAGAGCGGGUCCAAAAGUCAGGCUCAUCAACCAUGGCAAGGCCGUAUAUAGGGAUAUGGAUCUGUAUGAUUGAAUUUCGAAUAAAAAUUGAACGCGCA